GCCCUGAAGCUCAACACCCUACCUGCGCGUCACGCCGUCAAUAUGGAUGAUGGCAAGAGCAUCGGGAUCAUUGGUAUGGGGGAUAUGGGGAAGAUGUACGCCCGGCGGUUGAGCGAUGCGGGCUGGAAAGUAAACGCAUGUGAUCUUCCAGAGAAGUACGACGCUUUGGUCGAGGAAUUUCGGGGAAGACCGAAAGUUGAAAUUCUGCGAAGCGGUCACCUCGUCUCUAGGUGCAGCGACUAUAUCAUCUACAGCGUCGAGGCCAAGAACAUCGACUCUGUUGUCAAGGCGUUUGGUCCUUCGACGAAGCUUGGAGCCAUCGUCGGCGGUCAAACAUCCUGCAAAGCCCCAGAAAUCGCAGCAUUCGAGAAGCAUCUCCCCAGCGACGUCAGCAUCGUCUCAUGCCACUCCCUCCAUGGCCCCGGCGUGGAUCCGAGAGGGCAGCCCUUAGUCCUCAUCAAGCAUCGAGCCUCCGACGAAGCAUUCGCCUUCGUCGAGAAAGCCCUGUCAUGCCUCGGAUCCAAGCAUGUCUACCUCACCCGCGAGCAGCACGACCGCAUCACAGCAGACACACAAGCCGUGACCCAUGCCGCCUUCCUUAGCAUGGGCGCCGCCUGGAUGGCCAACAACCAGUUCCCCUGGGAAACACCGCGCUACAUCGGCGGCAUCGAGAACGUAAAGAUCAACAUCACGCUCCGCAUCUACGCGAACAAAUGGCACGUCUACGCUGGCCUCGCGAUUCUCAACCCCGACGCACAAAAACAGAUCAAACAGUACGCUGAAUCUGUAACCGAGCUGUACAAGCUCAUGCUCGCGGGGCACAAAGAAGAGCUGAGAGAAAGGAUCAUGAAGGCGAGGGAAGCCGUAUUUGGUGGCCGGAGGCAAAAGGGGGAAUUACUGCUCAGAGACGAGGUCCUGGAUCGGUUCAGCCUGGGCGAGAUCCCAGAGGAGAGACUCAAGAACAACCACCUAAGUCUUCUGGCGAUCGUGGACUGCUGGUGGAAACUCGGCAUCGUUCCCUACGACCACAUGAUCUGCUCUACGCCUCUCUUUCGCAUGUGGCUCGGCAUCACCGAGUACCUCUUCCGCAACGACACCCUCCUCGAAGACGCCAUCGAAACCGCCAUCAACGACAACACCUUCCGCGCCGACGACCUCGAAUUCACCUUCGCGGCGCGCGACUGGAGCUCCCGCGUCAGCCUGGGCCAUUUCGACGCCUAUCGCGAGAAGUUCGAGACGAUUCAGAAGUACUUUGAGCCUAGGUUCCCCGAGGCGACGAAGCUGGGGAAUGAGAUGAUUAGGACAAUUUUGGAGAAGACGAGGCAGGCAUAGUGAGAUGGUGGGGUGGUGAGAUUGAAACGUGCCAUUAGCUGGUGAUGUCUAGCCGUAAUUACUAGUAAGGUUGGGAAAAAGUGGCUUCCUUGCCUGCGUCUAUCCGUGUCGCAUCGCCGUCCAGGGAUAUAUAUAUAGUGUUACAAAAAAAGGUACAA
Messenger RNA from Trematosphaeria pertusa, 1490 nucleotides. Its product is annotated as Prephenate dehydrogenase. The transcript has 5 exons. The record is from RefSeq and is a predicted model, not a curated record. Gene Ontology annotation, molecular function: NAD+ binding; prephenate dehydrogenase (NAD+) activity; NADP binding. Lineage: Eukaryota; Fungi; Ascomycota; Dothideomycetes; Pleosporales; Trematosphaeriaceae. Bases 43 to 1332 code for a protein of 429 amino acids. Gene Ontology annotation, biological process: L-tyrosine biosynthetic process.